AUGGACCUCAGCCCGCGACGUUGGGUGCCAUGGCUGCUGCUGGUGACCUUGGGGUUCGCUCGCUUACAUCGCGCACAGUCGCAGCUUCUCGACCCGUCACAAGCGGCGGUGCUGGAGGAGUGCCAGUCGGAGUGGAAGGUGCGGUUCAGGCAGUGGAGCAACGGCGGGGACUGCAGCAAGGCGGAGGCCAUUCAGUGCAACGACCAAGGCAUGAUCACCAGAAUGGCGCCUCAAGGCUACGUGCUGCAGGGGUCCCUGCCUGCUUCCAUCGGCAACCUCGUCUCCCUCUCCUACCUAGACUUCUAUGGAGCAAGGUUGAACGGGACCAUACCUGAUACCAUUGGCCAGCUCACAGCUCUCACACACCUCUUACUAUGGUUCAACGAUCUGAGCGGCACCAUCCCCUACACCAUCAGUGCACUCACCAACCUUCAGCAGCUAUGGCUGGGCAUGAACAAGCUCUCAGGCUCCAUCCCAGACGAGCUCAGCGCCCUCACUGCACUCACCUGGCUGGACCUAGGCAACAACCGCCUAUCAGGCCCUGUUCCUGAUUCCCUCGGUCUGCUCUCCAACCUGCUUCAACUCAACCUGGGCAACAAUCAGCUGACUGGCAGCAUACCUCCAUCGCUGGGACACUUGUCGGCCCUUGACAGCCUCAAUCUAGUUCACAACAAGUUCUCAGGGUCUCUUCCAGCCACCCUAGGCCAGCUCACCAACCUCACUCGCCUCUGGUUUGACAGGGACCGGGUGCAGUGUGCGGCAGGGGGGCCAUGUGAGGUGCCGCAGCUGUCCGUCUCUCGCUUCUGUGCUUCCUGCAGUGGCUUUUGUGCCUCUUGCACCAACGAAUCAGCGACUGGGCCGUCCAACUCAGCUGCUCCAACCACCACCACUACCACCAAGGCUUCGUCUGCUCGUCUCAAUCAACCCAGAUGCCUUCUGUCCCUCUUCCUCCUCCUGCUUCUAUUCGUCUCUCUAUUUAUCAACAAUUGA
Messenger RNA from Closterium sp. Yama58-4, 990 nucleotides. Lineage: Eukaryota; Viridiplantae; Streptophyta; Zygnematophyceae; Desmidiales; Closteriaceae. The record is from the annotation of a GenBank genome assembly.